This is a messenger RNA of Thecamonas trahens ATCC 50062, 1026 nucleotides long. RefSeq names its product GNS1/SUR4 family protein. Lineage: Eukaryota; Apusomonadida; Apusomonadidae. Gene Ontology annotation, molecular function: fatty acid elongase activity. Gene Ontology annotation, biological process: sphingolipid biosynthetic process; fatty acid elongation, polyunsaturated fatty acid; fatty acid elongation, saturated fatty acid. The transcript has a single exon. Gene Ontology annotation, cellular component: endoplasmic reticulum membrane. Bases 414 to 959 code for a protein of 181 amino acids. The record is from RefSeq and is a predicted model, not a curated record.
CAGCGACAGAGACAGCGACAGAGACAGUGACAGAGACAGAGACAGACUCGACUUUGAGCAACGGGCUACAGGCAAAGAGUAGCAAUGGUGGCAGUGUUCGGCAUUGAGACGGGCGACUGGGCGCAGGCAUGGAGCAACCCGCGUGACUUUGUCUUCUCCCCCUCGACACCUCUGUACGACUGGCGGCUGUCGGUGGGGACCUCGCUGGUGUAUCUGGUUGUCAUUGCUGUGGCGCAUCGGCUGAUGCGUGGCCGUCCGGCCAUGUCCCUUCCGUGGAUCUCCAACGCGCACAACCUGUUUCUCUCGCUCUGGUCGCUCGUCAUGCACGUCGGCCUUCUCUGGGCGCCUACGAGCGCUACGUGGUGACGGGCAAGUCGGUGUGGGAGGUCAUCUGCGACCAGGAUCCCGAGCCCAUGACGGGCGUGCUGGCGUACUUUUGCUGGAUGUACUACGUCUCCAAGUACUACGAGCUCUUUGACACUUUGCUCAUGGUGGUCAAGCACAAGCCGCUCACCGUCUUGCACCUCUGGCACCACGCCGUCAUCGGCCCCAUGUCGCUCACUUGGCUCCGCGGCAACUGGGCCAUCCACUGGUACGGCGCCGCCGUCAACACCCUCAUUCAUGUCUUUAUGUACUACUACUACUUUGCCUCCAAGGCCUAUGGACAUCGGCCGUGGUGGCGCGUGUACAUCACCCAGGGCCAGAUCACCCAGUUCUUCUCCGUCUUUUUCAUGAUCUGGGCCUACGUCUACUUUGACGUCCGUUCCGGCAUCUCCAUCGGCGCCCCGGCCCCCGGCGAGUUCCUGCCCUCACUCAACUACGAUCGCGGCUGCGUCGGCCACCCGUGGACUAUCGCCUUUGCCCAGUUUGUCAACAUCACCUUCCUCGGCCUCUUCAUCAACUUUUACGUCCAGACGUACAAGCGCGGCAAGGCGGCCACAAAGGCCAAGUCAUCGUGAGCCCCGCGUCCUUCAGCAUGCCCACGCUGGCGGCGGCUGGACUAUAAAUGCUCCGCACCGUCAUCCG